This is a messenger RNA of Triplophysa rosa, 5260 nucleotides long. It is a transcript of the gene nr2f1a, whose product is annotated as nuclear receptor subfamily 2, group F, member 1a. Bases 1734 to 2969 code for a protein of 411 amino acids. Gene Ontology annotation, biological process: anatomical structure development; cell differentiation; negative regulation of transcription by RNA polymerase II. The record is from RefSeq and is a predicted model, not a curated record. Gene Ontology annotation, molecular function: zinc ion binding; nuclear receptor activity; RNA polymerase II cis-regulatory region sequence-specific DNA binding. NCBI's taxonomy places the organism in Eukaryota, Metazoa, Chordata, Actinopteri, Cypriniformes, Nemacheilidae. The transcript is spliced from 3 exons.
AUAAAACAAUGCUAAAUAAAAAAGAGAGGUAAUGGUGAAAAGUUACUUCAUGGUAAAUAAAGACAAAAAAUACAAUUCUAAAAAAAAACUUUUCUAGGAUUAAGUUGGUAACAUAAUGGUAACAAUUGGUGACAAUAAAUUACUUGUUAUAUGGCUGUAAUUGUCUACUGUACACUAGAUGGCAGCCCGAUCCAGACAUUAAGCCUGUCAAGCGCAGCCUUCCGUUUAUAUGCAUAAAAACGGUUUCCAAUACGUAUUUUUUAGUUUGUUAAUAAAUCAGUUAAAAUGCGUUACAUUGUAUAUAAAUCAACAUAUAGUAUUAGUAUUCUUAUUUUCGUAUCUCAUGUUUGCUUGAUUCGUCUAACCUACUACUGAUCUGCCAUACCGUUAUACUGAUGUAUUUCAAGUCAAACUAGUGGUAGUCCUUGCACGUCGCAGCACUUUUCUUUCAUCGUUUACACGGUUUACUGAGAAUAAUAGAGGUAGCCUAUAGUACUGAGCAUAAUAUGUUUUAUGCAUGGAUCUAACCCGUUCCGUGGACUAACCGUCCUAUUAAAUUACAUUAAAACUUUAUAGAACAUUCGUAGUUUAAUCUUAAGGUGGACAAAUAUGUUGCACUUAAGACCACAGCUUUGAACAAAGCCCUCUAAAAACUUAGAGGGAAACACGCCAGUCCUCACGCGCUUUUGUUUGUAUUUCAAAUGCGCUCAUAGUUCCGUCAUUGCUUGCAUCCUGUUUUUCGAUGCUUCUUACUGGGGUUUCUUCCUCUUGUUGUGACAAUAGACGGCACAUUCUAAUCGUGUUUCAAAGUAAAUAGCAGGGCAGGGUUGAGCGCAAUGUAUAUUGUGCUUGUCAGAGCCCUUUAGUCGUAGAUAGCGAGGACUCUAACCAAUGGAGUGAAGGAGGAUUGGCUAACCUUAGCCUCCCAUUUUCUCCAUCCCCCCCAUGCAGGGUUCUGACCAGUCAGUCGCCUUUGAUUAUCAGUUGCCAGCAGCCCCUCUCUUGGCUCAUUGACAGGAGCACCAUAUAAGGCGCAGCGAUCUCCAUAGAAACGUGUUAGUUUCAAUAGUAGUGUCAAAGUUCACUAUAUACAGACGUUCGCGCAGAUCAACGUUUAGGAAACACUGCUUCGCUGGUACUCCAGUUUAAAGGCGUUCUUUUUGGGUCUCUGCUUUUUACAUAUUCGAUUAGAUGUUUUUUUCUGCUCCGUUCCUACUGGUGAGGUGAGACAACAUCUGCACUCAGACGACGUUGUUUUUUCCUGGACCACUUGAGCUUCAUUCAUGAACAUAGAUAGAGAAAUACGUUCUUCGGUGUUUCCUCCUCUCCAGCCGCGAAAACGGAGAGAGGGGCAAGGAAGAAAAAAGAAGGGAAUGUAUUUUACACUCCACCAGAAAGCAAUUAUUUUUGCGUCAGCGUCAAUGUGAAGCAAUUUUGUUGCGAUAUUUUAUAAGAAAACUGUUGGGUUAUUUUACGUCUUGGAUCGCUUUCACUAUACGAUCGGGUUCCCGAAUGGCUGGCUGCAAUUUACCUUGGAACUGGCCUCCCGACAAUUGCAUAUCCUGAUCGGCGUUCGUAUUUUGAAUGUAUUGAUCGUUUUCUGCUUCUGCUUUUUCUUAUGAAACUGUGUGCUCCGAUUUGACUUCGCGCUGCCAUUCGUCCAAUACUUCCCUUUUCCCUGCUCCGAUAUCCGAGCGACCAGUUCGCUUGAAAGCACUUUUCGGGCCCAAGAUAUGGCAAUGGUAGUUAGCGUUUGGCGAGAUCCGCAGGAAGACGUGGCCGGAGUACCUCCAAGCGGUCCCAAUCCAGCAGCUCAGCCGGCGAGGGAACAACAGCAGGCGGCGUCAGCAGCGCCGCACACUCCGCAGACCCCCAGUCAACCAGGUCCCCCGUCCACACCAGGAACGGCUGGUGACAAGGGAAAUCAGAAUUCUGGACAGAGUCAGCAGCAUAUAGAAUGUGUUGUUUGUGGGGACAAAUCUAGUGGCAAACACUAUGGUCAAUUCACCUGCGAAGGAUGCAAAAGUUUCUUCAAGAGGAGUGUCCGGAGAAACUUAACAUAUACAUGUCGUGCCAACAGGAACUGUCCUAUUGACCAGCAUCAUCGUAAUCAGUGCCAGUAUUGUCGACUUAAGAAGUGUUUAAAAGUGGGCAUGCGGCGGGAAGCGGUUCAGCGAGGACGAAUGCCUCCAACCCAACCGAACCCGGGCCAGUAUGCGCUAACGAAUGGGGAUCCUCUUAACGGCCAUUGCUAUCUCUCCGGAUACAUCUCGUUGCUACUUCGGGCCGAACCUUAUCCUACGUCUCGCUAUGGCAGCCAGUGCAUGCAACCGAAUAAUAUUAUGGGGAUCGAGAACAUCUGUGAGCUUGCAGCUCGUCUGCUCUUCAGUGCUGUAGAAUGGGCCAGAAACAUCCCUUUCUUUCCCGACCUGCAGAUAACUGACCAGGUGUCCUUGCUCAGACUGACAUGGAGCGAGUUAUUUGUGUUAAACGCGGCUCAAUGUUCCAUGCCCCUGCAUGUGGCCCCAUUGCUCGCAGCUGCCGGUCUGCACGCUUCGCCUAUGUCUGCCGACCGCGUCGUGGCCUUCAUGGAUCACAUUCGUAUAUUCCAGGAACAGGUCGAGAAACUCAAAGCUCUUCACGUCGAUUCUGCAGAAUACAGCUGCAUCAAGGCAAUAGUGAUCUUCACAUCAGACGCUUGCGGCCUGUCAGAUGCAGCACAUAUUGAGAGCCUACAGGAGAAGUCACAGUGCGCCCUGGAGGAGUACGUUAGGAGCCAGUACCCGAACCAGCCCAGUCGCUUUGGCAAGCUUUUACUGCGAUUGCCGUCUCUCCGCACUGUAUCUUCUUCAGUAAUUGAACAGCUGUUCUUCGUUCGCUUGGUAGGUAAAACUCCCAUAGAAACCCUCAUCAGGGAUAUGUUAUUAUCCGGGAGCAGCUUCAACUGGCCCUACAUGUCCAUUCAAUGAUACGAAUGAGUGAAUGAAACAAAAAGACUAAAGGACCAACAUUCUGCAACCUCUUUCAAGAAGACUAUAUAUAGGACUUAAUUUUUUACCACAGUUUUGUCUUCUGGGACCGAAACGGAAUAUGUAAUGUACAAAGGUUAAAGAACUGGACGUACUUCCGUGUAAACCCUUCGCCGUCACCAAGAACACUUACACAUUUGUAAGAUAGUCUUUCUUUUUGUUUUGUUUUGUUUUAUAAAGAACAAAAAGCGUACAAAUAAAAUGAAGAGCAACAUAUGCGCAGUGAACGAAAAAGACAUAGCGGGAAAGAAAUGUUCAAGCGAUUAUAAGAUAUGUCCUGUCUCUGUAUCUCUGUUUUGUAUUUUUUCUGUGAUUCUAUACUAAUGAUUUUUGAUAUAACCAUUUGCUUCUUAUAAUGAGUGCGAUAUAUGUUGUUUAAGCUAUGUUCUCCAAGAAAAUUUAACUGAGAAUUAAAAAAAUAAAGAAAAAGUUAGACAAAUUAGACACAGUCUAUUCGCAAUGGCAUUAUCACUGAUGGUGGAACCUUCCCCCAACUGAUGCUAUGGAUAUGCAACCUCGGACAUUUUAAGCACAGGACAACUGGUGAAACAUUUCUUGAACGUAUGUAUGGACGAGUGUGUGUGUGUUAAGUCAAUCGUUAGUCAGAUUUUGAAUACAUGACAAUUCUAAAGCACUUUUAAUAUAUCAUUUUCAAAUACAUUUUGUUUGUUUCGACUUUAUAUUUUCAAUCAUAUUUUGAAUACAUGACAAUUCAAAAGCACUUUUAAUAUAUCAUUUUCAAAUACAUUUUGUUUGUUUUGUCUUGAUAUUUUCGCUAUUUUUUAUUUUACUUGAUGUUGCCUUUCAUUUUUGCUCAAGUAAAGUUGUGUGAUGGCGACUAUACUAUUAAAAAUGAAACAAGCAGCACUGUCUUGCUUUCAGGAAAUCUAAUGUUGAUCAUGCUAUAAGCAGUUGGGGUGGGCCGCCUUUCGAAUCUGGCUUACACAAAUUCAGUGGUGCAAAUACAAAGACUUUGGUGGCCUAUGAAAAGACAACCAAAAAUACAUGUUUUUAAAGCGGUGUGCUGUUGACAUAUUGCAAACAAAAUAUACGACCGGACAGAAUUUGGAGAUCGUUUUCAAAUAUUGUUUAAACCUUUGAAAAAAUGAAUAUAGUAGCUGCCAUAGAGGAUUACAAAUGCAGGCAUUUGGUUACAUCUCAGCAGCAUAUUAUCAUAGAUUUUAGUGAACAUGUAAGUUUUAUACAUUUUCUGGAUUCAUUAAACCGCGCACAGGAUAAGACUUCUGUGACACUGCUACACACUGUUUUAAAGAGCUAUGCCUGUUUUAGUGCAUUAGUCUAAUUUUCCCAGGCUGGACUGAAAGGCUCGCGCGCAGUCUAAGAAAAGAUAGCAGACAUUCUAGUCCUCUAAACUCCACCUAGUAAGUCUAAGCUCACAUACUAUUAUUACUUUGUGGUAGCUUGUGUUAGGACAAAUACUUUCUCUAGCAACGCAGCUGUAAUAUGUGUGUAAAAUAUGUAUAAUGCCGCAUGUAAACCAGUCGAUAUAGUUGUGAUUCAUGGUACCAAGAGAAAGAAAUUCAUGAGCAUUGAUUGACCAGAACCAGGGAAAUUUCUUGCUACUCAUGCCUGCGUGAUUGCUCUCCAUAUGCACGAAAAAAUAAAUUCAGCUGAUACGCAUGCGGUUGGAAGGAAGGUUUGCUUAUACACACAAUGGCAAUAAUACAUAUUCAUAAUUUAAAUUAAUAAUGUGCUGCUUACUGUAUCAAAGAAUUAUUUUGGUUCUCAAUGCUUCCGAAAGAGAGAGCGCGAGUACAUAAAUAAAAUGUUGCAGGUUUAGACCAAUCCUAUCCGUGAUUUAGACAGGUAAAUCUAGCAUGUAAUAUUGGCGUUUACAUAUAUUUAAUACAGAUAUCUGUUCGCGAAUGCGUCGUUAUCUUUUUGUGGUUUAGUGUGUAAACUGGAGUCAAAGUGGUUCCAGAAGUCACAUUAGCAACAUAAUCUAUUUUCACUCUAUUCGAAACAUGCAUGUUUUUUUUAUUUAUUUACGUUUGUGAAGGGAAAGAAUACAUAUUGUAGCGUAAUUACAUUACACAAUUUUGCUAUAUUUAUAAAGGCGGUGUGAGCCUGUGGCUGAUUAACUUGACGUUAAUAUGCUUCUGAUUUUGUUUUCCCUUGCCUAAACCACUAUACACAUUACCACUGUUACAAGAGUUUUUUUUAUCAGAAAAAAAAUAAAAGACACUAACGCAAGCAAGACUGUAUGGAUC